Molecule: messenger RNA, 447 nt
Organism: Saccharomyces paradoxus
Lineage: Eukaryota; Fungi; Ascomycota; Saccharomycetes; Saccharomycetales; Saccharomycetaceae
Gene: GRX5
Product: monothiol glutaredoxin GRX5
Exons: 1
Coding region: 1-447 (148 amino acids)
Source: RefSeq, a predicted model, not a curated record
AUGUUUCUCCCAAAAUUCAAUCCUAUAAGGUCAUUUUCGCCCAUUCUCAGGACUAAGACUCUUCUUCGUCUCCAAACUCGGAUGUUUUUGAGCACAGAGAUAAGAAAAGCUAUUGAAGAUGCCAUCGAAUCGGCUCCCGUGGUUCUUUUUAUGAAGGGUACUCCUGAAUUUCCCAAAUGUGGAUUUUCCAGGGCAACUAUUGGAUUAUUAGGAAACCAAGGCGUCGACCCGGCCAAAUUUGCGGCUUAUAAUGUUUUAGAAGACCCAGAACUACGUGAAGGUAUCAAAGAAUUUUCAGAAUGGCCUACUAUUCCACAGUUAUAUGUAAAUAAGGAAUUCAUAGGUGGCUGUGACGUAAUUACAAGUAUGGCACGCUCUGGCGAAUUGGCCGAUUUGCUUGAAGAGGCGCAGGCGUUGAUACCUGAAGAAGAAGUCAAAGACAAUUGA